Messenger RNA from Molossus molossus (Pallas's mastiff bat), 1606 nucleotides. It is a transcript of the gene CEP44, whose product is annotated as centrosomal protein 44. Bases 410 to 1567 code for a protein of 385 amino acids. The record is from RefSeq and is a predicted model, not a curated record. The transcript is spliced from 12 exons. Gene Ontology annotation, cellular component: centrosome; spindle pole. Lineage: Eukaryota; Metazoa; Chordata; Mammalia; Chiroptera; Molossidae.
UUCCCACAUGCAGAUACGCCCACAUACAACAUGAGGAACUGUAUUAAAGGGUCCCGGCAUUAGGAGGGUUGAGAACCACUGAUAAGGAGAUGAUUUGUAUCCUGGGCAACUGCUGGAAGGUUGACUGGGGGAAAAGAUCAAACUAACUCUACCUGAUUUAUGAAUUGUUCUGUUUUGUUUUUAAUGUCAAUGACUGAACUUUAAAGGAGCUUCAUUCCCAAAGGAUUCAUUAGACAGAUGGGAUUGGCCUGUCUGUGCUCUGCUAGGUUGAUUAUCACUCAUCCAUCUGCUUUCCAUCUUCCAAAAUUCUGUUGAUACCUCUUCUGUCAUGUGGAAUCCCUCUAGUUCUGUUUGCCCUGGUGAAACAUUAGAAUAUUUCAAAGGCUAGAGCGGAAUGUAAUAUUAAAUAAUGGCAACAGGUGACUUAAAAAGAAGCUUACGGAACCUAGAACAAGUGCUUCGCUCACUAAACUAUCCUCAAGAGGUGGAUUGUGUAGGUUUGGUUAAGGGAGAUACAGCAGCAUCUUUGCCCAUCAUUAGCUAUUCCCUUACCUCAUAUUCACCUUAUGUAGCAGAACUUCUGGUGGAAUCCAAUGUAGAGCUCAUAGCAAAGAAUGACUUGCGCUUUAUAGAUACUGUCUAUAAGCUUCUUCGUGAUCAAUUUAAUUAUAAACCAAUCUUGACGAAAAAACAGUUUCUCCAAUGUGGAUUUGCAGAAUGGAAAAUCCAAAUUAUCUGCGAUAUUUUGAAUUGUGUGAUGAAAAAGCACAAGGAGUUGAGUAGUCUGGAGAAGACUCCAUCACAACAAAGGAAGAAAAUUAAUUUUGUUAAGACAGAACCUUCUUCAAGCAAUGAGAAGACAUCUACAGAACCUGCUGGCACUGACAACAGGUUUAUGACUUCAGGAAAGAAGAAAGCGGUGGUGAUCCGUCACAUCUACAAUGAAGAUGGUAUUAAGAUUCCUGAUGAUACGUUAGGUUCAGUAACAGACAUGAAUGAGGCAUUUGCUGUGUGUGACUUAAAGGAUACUAACACAAAAAUUCCUGAAGAAAAGGCUCCUGAAAUCAAGUCUAAGCCACAAGAUAUAAAAGUUAAUCCUGAGAUUACUGCAGUACAGACUAUGCUUGCCGAAUGCCAAGAAAAGCUUAAGAAACUGACUCAGAUAGAGUACAGAUUAGACUGUUUGGAAGAAAAAAUGAAAGGAAAAGUGAUGGUAGAUGAAAAAACCUGGACCAAUCUUCUAAGUCGUGUCACCCUUCUUGAAACAGAAUUGCUUUUGUCCAAAAAGAAUGAUGAAUAUAUAGACUAUAAUGAAAUGAAUGAAGACUGUGCUUGUAGUAGUAACAUGGAUAUUCUGAAACCUGACAGAAAAAGCCAAGAGAGGGAAGCAAAUAUUCCUCUGUCUUCCAGUUAUAGUACAGUAUCAAUAGAUUCAACUCCCAGAACCUCAACUGUUAAUUACUUUGGUUUGAAAGAUAUUUCAGAGGAAACAACAAUCCAGAAAAUGGAAAGGAUGAAAAAAAUGUUUGAAGAAACUGCAGAGUUGCUGAAAGGUUCAAAUCACUAAUUAUAGAAUUUUUCUACAUGAACUUUUCCAGGAUUUUGG